CAGUGGCACGAGCAGGGAGAGAGCGGACAGGGAGCCCGCUGCUGCCACCUCAACAUGGAGUAGCGAGAUCCCAGCAUUUACUGCUAAGGAGCGGAUCCCACAGCGCGGAAUACAGGACGGCCUUUAUUUGAUAUAUCCGCUGAAGUCCCCGCAAAUGAUACAACAUCUAUUACUUUUAUAAAAGCGAAGGAAAGCUCGGCUUUUAUUUGAAAGAUGGCGAACGACUCUCCGGCUAAAAGUCUAGUAGACAUAGACUUGGCUUCAUUGCGGGAUCCAGCUGGGAUAUUUGAAUUGGUGGAGGUAGUCGGAAAUGGCACCUAUGGACAAGUAUACAAGGGACGACACGUCAAGACUGGACAGCUGGCUGCCAUCAAAGUCAUGGACGUCACAGAGGAUGAAGAGGAGGAAAUUAAACUGGAGAUCAAUAUGCUGAAGAAGUAUUCCCACCACCGAAACAUAGCUACCUACUAUGGUGCUUUCAUUAAGAAGAGCCCCCCGGGACACGAUGACCAGCUAUGGCUGGUGAUGGAGUUCUGUGGAGCUGGUUCCAUCACAGACCUGGUGAAGAACACCAAGGGGAACCAGCUGAAGGAAGACUGGAUCGGCUACAUCUCCAGAGAGAUCCUUAGGGGUCUGGCCCACCUACACGCCCACCACGUCAUCCACCGUGACAUCAAGGGCCAGAACGUCUUGUUGACUGAGAAUGCCGAAGUCAAACUAGUUGACUUUGGCGUGAGUGCUCAGCUGGAUCGGACAGUGGGGAGGAGAAACACCUUCAUCGGGACACCUUAUUGGAUGGCCCCUGAAGUCAUUGCUUGUGACGAGAACCCAGACGCUACAUACGAUUACAGAAGUGAUCUGUGGUCUUGUGGUAUCACAGCUAUUGAAAUGGCAGAAGGCGCCCCACCGCUUUGUGACAUGCACCCAAUGCGUGCGCUCUUCCUCAUUCCAAGAAACCCUCCUCCCAGGCUCAAGUCUAAAAAAUGGUCCAAAAAGUUUUUCAGUUUCAUCGAGGGCUGUCUGGUAAAGAACUACACGCAGCGCCCUCCGACAGAGCAGCUGCUGAAGCACCCCUUCAUCCGGGACCAGCCCAACGAGAGGCAAGUCCGCAUUCAGCUCAAAGACCACAUCGACCGUACCAAGAAGAAGAGGGGAGAGAAAGAUGAGACGGAGUACGAGUACAGUGGCAGCGAGGAGGAGGAAGAGGAUCCCCCAGAGCAGGAGGGAGAGCCCAGCUCCAUCGUCAAUGUGCCAGGUGAGUCCACGCUGCGCCGCGACUUCAUCCGCUUGCAGCAGGAGAACAAGGAGCGGUCCGAGGCGCUCCGCCGGCAGCAGCACCUCCAGGAGCAGCAGCUCCGGGAGCAGGAGGAGUACAAGCGCCAACUACUGGCCGAGAGGCAGAAACGCAUCGAGCAACAGAAGGAGCAGAGGAGGCGGCUGGAGGAGCAACAGCGACGUGAGCGUGAGAUGAGGAGGCAACAGGAGCGCGAGCAGCGUCGCCGCGAGCAAGAGGAUAAAAGGCGCAUCGAAGAGAUGGAUCGUAGACGUAAAGAAGAGGAGGAACGCCGACGGGCCGAGGACGAGAAGAGAAGGAAUGACCGUGAACAGGAGUACAUCAGACGUCAGCUGGAGGAGGAGCAGAGACACCUGGAGAUGCUGCAGGAGCAGCUGCUCCGUGAGCAGGCCAUGCUGCUGGCCGACGAGCGGUACCGUAAGAACAUUCAGGGCUCCCCUCAGAUUGCUCCUCCUUCCAAGCAGCCCCCUCUGCCUCCCCGCUCCUCUGAACCGUUCUCCAAUGGCGGCUCCUCCUCCGAGGCUGUCGCCAUGCACCGGCCCAUGGAGCCUCAGGUCCAGUGGUCCCACCUGGCUGCUCUAAAAAGCAGCAACAGCGCCGCCCCCUCUCCUCCUCCUCCUCCUCCUCCUCCUCCGCCGCCCGUGGUCUCUCGCUCCCAGUCCUUCAGCGAGCCCGGCGGCGUGGCCUCUAGCUUUGCACAACUCCACCUGCGUUCCCAGGACCCCCACCAUCACCACCACCACCCAUCGCCCGCACGCACUGACCCCCAGCCCCAACAUCCCCUCCACCACCCUCAAGCCCAUACUAGGGCCGAACCCCAGGUCAGCAGCGAGGAAGUACCUCCCAAGGUACCAGUAAGGACAACAUCCAGGUCUCCUGUGCUGUCGCGCCGAGAGUCCCCUCUGCCACAACAGCCCGGCAUCCAGGGCGGACAGAGGAACGCUGGCGGUAUCGUGGAGCAGCGGCCGCUGUGGGACCGAGUGGAGAAGCUGCAGCCUCGGCCGGGCAGCGGCAGCUCCUCCGGCUCCUCCAACUCCAGCUCCCAGGCCAGUCCUGGUGACCGCUUCAGGCCACGCUGUGAGUCCCCUGCUUCUUCCAAAUCUGAAGGAUCGCCUCUCCAGCGGCCUGAAAAUGUUCCCAAAAAACCAGAUGAAAAGAACCUCGCCAGGCCUACUCGACCAGCUGGUGAUGCGGAUCUGACCGCUCUGGCCAAGGAGCUCCGUGCGGUAGACGACGUGAGGCCUCCCCACAAGGUCACCGACUAUUCCUCCUCAAGCGAGGACUCGGGCACCACCGACGAGGAAGACGACGAGGAGGUGGACCAGGAGGCGGGAGAGGAGUCCACCUCAGGACCUGAGGACUCCAGGGCCGGUUUCUCCCACGGCUUCCGCAGGAGGAUGAGUAACGGGGAGACGGAUUCAGCUAAGACCAUGCUGGUUGAAGACUCGGAGAGCGACAAAUCCAUGACGCCCUCCAAGGACGGCACGCUGGUCAUCAGACAGAGCACCGCUGACAUAAAGCGGUUGGUCAGUCUCUCCUCCUCCUCUCCCUCGGCUGGCCCUGGUCACAUCCAGCCCCAGCCCCCCAGCCAGGGCCUCGCAGAGAAAAACGGCUUUGCCGGCCGCAUACACCACCUACCAGACCUUAUCCAGCAGAGCCAUCACUCCCCUUCCUCUACCACAACCAUCCCUUCCUCCUCCUCCUCCUCCCCCUCGUCAUCUAGCUAUGCCAGUCCCACCAUGUCCCCACAGAACCCCCUGGACAAGCUCACUGCCAUAGAGUCCCAGUCAGAGAGCAACUCCAUGUCCAAACACAAGUCUUCCUCCUCCUUCACUCCUUUCAUCGACCCUCGUCUUCUCCAGAUCUCACCAUCCAGCGGCAGCUCCCUCAACAACAUGGCAGCUUUUGGGCCGGACGGACGGCUCGCAGACCCGCUGAAGUCCGACCCGUCCCGUAAAGGCUCAGUGGUCAACGUCAACCCGGUCAACACGCGCCCGCCGAGCGACACGCCGGAGAUUCGCAAGUACAAGAAGAGGUUCAACUCUGAGAUCCUGUGUGCUGCACUCUGGGGAGUGAACCUGCUGGUGGGAACAGAGAGCGGUCUGAUGCUGCUGGACCGAAGCGGUCAGGGGAAGGUCUACCCUCUGAUCAACAGGCGGCGCAUACAGCAGAUGGACGUCCUGGAGGGACUCAAUGUCCUGGUCACCAUAUCAGGUAAAAAGAACAAGCUGCGAGUGUAUUACCUGUCGUGGCUGAGGAACAAGAUUUUGCACAACGACCCUGAGGUGGAGAAGAAGCAGGGUUGGGUUAAUGUGGGCGACCUGGAGGGUUGCGUCCACUACAAAGUCGUGAAGUAUGAGAGGAUUAAGUUCUUAGUGCUGGCCUUGAAGAACGCUGUGGAGGUGUACGCCUGGGCACCCAAACCCUACCACAAGUUCAUGGCCUUUAAGUCUUUUGGGGAUCUGGUGCACAAGCCUCUGCUGGUUGACCUGACAGUGGAGGAAGGUCAGAGGUUAAAGGUCAUCUAUGGCUCCUGUUCUGGCUUCCAUGCUGUGGAUGUGGACUCCGGUGCCGUCUACGACAUCUACCUGCCCACACAUAUCCAGACCAGCAUUCAGUGCCACGCCAUCAUCAUCUUGCCCAACACUGACGGGAUCGAGCUGCUGGUGUGUUACGAGGACGAGGGCGUCUACGUCAACACCUACGGGCGCAUCACCAAGGACGUGGUGCUGCAGUGGGGAGAAAUGCCAACUUCAGUGGCCUACAUUAGGUCAAACCAGAUCAUGGGCUGGGGUGAGAAGGCCAUCGAGAUCCGCUCAGUGGAGACGGGCCACCUGGACGGCGUCUUCAUGCACAAGAGAGCCCAGAGACUCAAGUUUCUUUGCGAGAGGAAUGACAAGGUCUUCUUCGCCUCUGUGCGCACUGGAGGUGCCAGCCAGGUGUAUUUCAUGACCCUGGGACGCUCCUCCCUCAUGAGCUGGUAGUCGACGCCGCACCAGCCAACACGACGACCACAUCCAGGCAGUGACCAACAGAUGACGAUUGUGACCAUGACCAACGACGAUGAAGAAGAGAACCGCCUCGAACAGCUUCCUCUCACCUGCUCGGGCAAACAAAACAACGGAUUGGACUGUAAUCAUGACAAGAAGCUAGGGACGGGUGUGUGUUUGGGGGCGAGGAGACGCGUUCUGUUCGUGUCCACUGAGUGUACUAGUAAACUAUACUGAGACAGCAGAACCCCCACGAGCCUCCAGGUUUAUCUCACCCAACCUUUGAGCUGUUCCCCUCCUCCUCCUCGUCCUCUGCAGGACGUGGGAUCUGUUGCCUGUUGAUGGUAAAUCUUUAUGUCAUAGUAAAACUUUGCAUCGUGUAUGUGUGUGAAUGGAGGAAACACUGAGCAUGUGAUUGACUGAAGGGACGAUAAACGCGGCCGUUACUAUAUCGAAGAAGGCAAAUUCUUUACGCGCCACACCUCGACAAAGUAGCCGUUAGUAGCUGUGUUUAGUCCAGGUCCUGUUCAGGUGAAAUUAUUCCCACCACGGUAGAUUUCCACGUCAAGCAUGUCAUUUCACACUAGUUCACAGCCACAUAUAUAACGCUCGACAUGUAAAUCUGCCUCUGUAUCUUCACUUUUUUUGCCUUCUCUUCCUUAAAGCGAAGAAUUUUUUAAGGGACCUUCUUGAUAUAUCCAUUAAAUACAGGGUACUGGAUAUCAGCUUGUACAUACUAACUACAUCAACCUUGUAGGCUUCAGACUCUCCCAGGUUUUACAGACACUAUCUCGACUUUUACCACAUUGCCUCACGUACUGUAGGUUAUUUCGGACGGAACAGGAGUAGCCCUGUUUAUGACGGCAUGUUGCUUUGGUGUUAUCGACUAAAUUAGCUCCAGUUUUUCAUACACUGUAUAUUUUGUAUGUGACUCGCUGCACAUAAAUAAAUCAUAAGAAUGCAGGACACACACAUAGGUGAGUUUUAAAGGAACAAUCCACCUUAUUUAUCACCAUCUGCUUUGUUUAUUGCAGUUGCUCAUAUUCACAUCAACUGGAAGUAUAAAAAAAACACACGUACCAAAAUCCAAAAUCCAGAAAUGUGACAUGCAUUACCAAAAGCUGUUUUGUUUUCCCCCCAGGUGGAUUUUUCCUUUAACAUCAGUAAUAAGUAGGGCUAGGAUAAACUGUGAAUUAGACAUGCAGAAUUAGCAGGUGGCCAUUAAGGUAGCAUGGAGGCCAGCGGGCAGAAGUGACGGUAAGGGAAUGGAGGCAGUGUGCAGACAUCAAGAGGGCUGAGAAGAAGCUUUGAACAUCGCACGCCACGGAAAGGGGGAGGAAAUCAGGAUCCGCUGAUUGUCUUCCAUCUGCACGACGUUUGAAUUUCACAUUGCAAUCAUCCAACUGUAUUUUGAAGGAGACUUUAGCUUUAAUGUUUGGCUAAAUGUUUAGGAUGUCCAGAUGAUUAAAGCAGCUCAAAAUCCUCUGCAGUUUUUUGACAAGUUAAAAGUGAAGAAGUUUGGAUUUUGUGUCCUGUAGGAACACUUUCAUGUGAUUCAACAUUGGACCUCUUUUUUUUUUUUUUUUUGCCAUUGUGGGCUUCUGACCGGAAAUUAGUUCCCUCAGUCCAGUCUGGAUUGAGGAGAGAAAUACUUUAACUGGAUCAUUACUCCAUCCCAGAAUCGAAUUUUCCUUCAUUUUACUUUCUCAUCCUCUCAAAACCCGGAUGACAAGGCAAGACCGGUUUGUCACUUCCCGUUAGACAGUCUCAUCCCACUGUUAAAACGUAGAAUCCAUCCUGCAACUGUGUGUAUGUAUGAAUGCGAAAACUAUAUAACGAGACUCAUGGACCCCCCCUCCCACCUAAACUCUACUCUUUGACCCUGCUCUCAGUAAAGGUGGUGCCUUCACUGUCCAAGGUGGGACGUGCUGAGAGCUGCAGAACAUGGGAAUGAGAUGCUUUCACUGUCCCGAUCCUCUGUGAAAAAGCAAAGAAAGUCACGUUCUAAUAGCAGUGUUACAAAACCACUUCAGACGGCGUGAACUAAGCGGCAUAUUUUUAACUCUGACUUAGUUUUUAGUCUUGUUUCUGCAAUUUUUAUUAUGUAACCCUUCAGAUAAGUAUGCGACUGCAGUGGUUUUUAAAUUGUAAUGCACACCUUAUGUUGAAAAUGUUUACAGAAGCAAUUGUUUUGUUAAACCAAUGUGCAUCGAUAUGAAUAUUUAUGGUUUAUUUUGAGGGCAGUUUUUCCCUGUUUUGUAUUUUGUAUUAUUCCCUUUUUGUACUAUCAUUUAGACGUUUGUGUACAGGAAUGAUCAGCUUUUGCUCACUUUAAGAAUUACAUAAGUCGAGAGUGUGAUUUCACUGAUUCCUCUACAUCCUGCAUUGUGCACAGUGUGCCCUGGCUGUGUGGCAGCGUGGAUCAAAAGUUUUCUACCACCCAGGUGCCAGGUGACAUGCCCCCCCCCCCCUCAAACGUCUCUGCCAUGCCUCUCUAAUUUAUGUCCUCUCUGUGUGUACUAUGGGAAUUACUGUAUUUUCCUGAAGGUCUUUUUUUCCAUUGAAUAAAAUCAGAAGUAAUUUACA
This is a messenger RNA of Cottoperca gobio, 6870 nucleotides long. Its product is annotated as mitogen-activated protein kinase kinase kinase kinase 4. The record is from RefSeq and is a predicted model, not a curated record. Gene Ontology annotation, biological process: protein phosphorylation. Gene Ontology annotation, molecular function: protein kinase activity; ATP binding. The coding region runs from base 214 to 4278 and encodes 1354 amino acids. Lineage: Eukaryota; Metazoa; Chordata; Actinopteri; Perciformes; Bovichtidae. Gene Ontology annotation, cellular component: cytosol. The transcript is spliced from 32 exons.